AGCUCAGUGACCCGGUGGGCACGGGGAGGCGACAGCUCAGUGACCCGGUGGGCACCGGGAGGCGACAGCUCAGCGACCCGGUGGGCACCGGGAGGCGACAGCCGCCGGGCUCCACGGCCGCCAGACGGUGGCAGCCCCCGGAGCCCCCUCAGUCGCAAGGCAGUCCUGGGCCGCCCCCAGCCGCAGGGAGGUGACACCUCCCGGCUCCCCUCAGCCGCGGGGAGGUGGCAAUCCCGGGAGCCCCUCAGCCGCGGGGCAGCGACAUCCCCCGGGUGCCCUGGGCGGUGACAGGCCUCGGCGGCGGCGGCGGGGCGGCGCCAGGCCCGGCGGGAGCAGCGCGGCUCCAGGGCUCCCCGGUUCCCGCCGCGGGCCCCGCUCGCUCCUGCGCCUUUAACGCGGCGGCUCCUGCAGCCUCCCCGCUCGGGGCCCGGCGCAGCGAAGAUGGCGGAGUCCGGCGGGGCCGAGUUCGCCGCGGAGCGGCCGAGCAGCAUGGCUGACAAGAACAGCACCCUGAAAUGCACGUUCUCUGCUCCUGGCCACAGCACCACGCUGCUGCAGGGACUGGCCUCGCUCCGAGCUCAGGCUCAGCUGCUUGAUGUCAUCCUCACUAUAAAUAAUGAAGUGUUUCAGGUUCAUAAAGUUGUCUUGGCUGCCUGCAGUGACUAUUUCAGGGCGAUGUUCACGGGCGGCAUGCGAGAAGCCAGCCAGGAUGUGAUCGAGCUGAAAGGAGUCUCUGCCAAGGGGCUCAAGCACAUCAUCGACUUCGCCUACAGCGCCGAGGUGACCCUGGACCUGGACUGCAUCCAGGACGUGCUGGGAGCCGCUGUCUUCCUGCAGAUGGUGCCCGUGGUGGAGCUCUGCGAGGAGUUCCUGAAGUCUGCCAUGAGCGUGGAGACCUGCCUCAACAUCGGGCAGAUGGCCACCACCUUCAGCCUCGCCUCCUUGAAGGAGUCGGUGGAUGCCUUCACCUUCAGGCACUUCCUGCAGAUCUCGGAGGAGGAGGACUUCCUGCAGCUGCCCCUGGAGCGCCUCGUGUUCUUCCUGCAGAGCAACAGGCUGCGGAGCUGCCGCGAGAUCGACCUCUUCCGCGCCGCCGUGCGCUGGCUGCAGCACGACCCCGCGCGCCGCGCCAGCGCCAGCCAGGUGCUCUGCCACAUCCGCUUCCCCUUGAUGAAGUCCUCGGAGCUGGUGGACAGCGUCCAGACCUUGGACAUCAUGGUGGAGGACGUCUUGUGCCGGCAGUACUUGCUGGAAGCCUUCAACUACCAGAUCCUGCCCUUCCGGCAGCACGAGAUGCAGUCCCCGCGCACGGCCAUCCGCUCCGACCUGCUGUCCCUCGUCACCUUCGGCGGCACCCCCUACACGGACAACGACCGCACGGUCAGCUGCAAGGCCUACUGCCUGCCCCACGCCGGCGCGCGCCAGUUCCGCGAGCUCACCCAGAUGGAGGUGGGCAGCAGCCACUCCUGCGUGGCCGUGCUGGACAACUUCGUCUACAUCGUGGGCGGGCAGCAGCUGCAGUACCGCAGCGGCGAGGGGGCCGUGGACGUCUGCUACCGCUAUGACCCCCACCUCAACCAGUGGCUGCGCAUCCAGGCCAUGCAGGAGAGCAGGAUCCAGUUCCAGCUGAACGUGCUGCACGGCAUGGUCUAUGCCACGGGGGGCAGGAACCGCUCGGGCAGCCUGGCCUCGGUGGAGAAGUAUUGCCCCAAGGACAACGAGUGGAGCUACGUCUGCUCGCUGAAGCGCAGGACGUGGGGGCACGCCGGCGCCACGGUGGGGGACAGGCUCUACAUCUCGGGAGGCUACGGCAUUUCGGUGGAGGACAAGAAGGCUCUGCACUGCUACGACCCCAGCGUGGACCAGUGGGAGUUCAAAACCCCCAUGAAUGAGCCCAGGGUCCUGCACGCCAUGGUGAGUGCCAACAGCCGCAUCUACGCCCUGGGGGGCCGCAUGGACCACGUGGAUCGCUGCUUCGACGUGCUGGCCGUGGAGUACUACCUGCCUGAGACAGACCAGUGGACAACAGUGAGCCCCAUGCGUGCAGGGCAGUCAGAGGCUGGCUGCUGUUUGCUGGAGAAGAAGAUUUACAUCGUGGGGGGGUACAACUGGCACCUGAACAACGUCACCAGCAUCGUGCAGGUGUACAACACAGAGACCGACGAGUGGGAGAGGGACCUGCACUUCCCGGAGUCAUUUGCUGGCAUUGCCUGUGCCCCUGUCAUCCUGCCCCAGGUAACCACCCAGAGGUGACCUGGCAUCACCUCCUGCUGCCUCUGACCAGGCUGCCCUCCUCCUCCGUCGUGGUUUGCAAACGGCCUUGAGCAUUUUGUGGGGGAGGGAAGCAGAGGAAGAGCUGCUGCUGCCUUCUCCAGAGCUGCUGCUGCCUCCUCCGUGGAGUCCCUCCCCUCUCACGCCGUGUCCUGGCAAGCCUGACUGCUCAGCAGCACUUCUCAGCCAGUUAGGCUGCACAGAUGUCACAACUGGAGCAAGCUCUGCUUGUCUCUCCUCCCUCCUUCCUCCCCUCCCUCCUUCCUCCCCUCCUUCUUGCCUCUUUCUCCUGCCCUCUCUCUGAGGGGUGCCCCUUGCUGACUUCCCAUCUUUGUGUCACACGUUGCAGGCACUGUCAGCUCAGGAGUCCCCAGGUGCUGUGGGAUGUCCAAAGCAGGCCAGAGCUGACUCCAGGAACCAUUGUCUGUCACUGGGUUGUUUUAGCACACAGCAGACCCAGGCCCUGCCUGACCAACAGCCUGACCUCCAGAAGCAAUAAAGGGACACUGGGAGCUACCAGAACUCAGGUGCUCAGAUUCUGAGAGCAGAUUCCUGCUUCUCCAAGGUGGCUUCCCUUUUUCAACCCUUCUUAGAAGGGGAAUAUUUAUCCCUGCACCCUGCUGGUCUCUUGUUGCCCACCCUGCACCGCAGGCCCAGCUCCCUUCCUCACCCCUGCCAUGCUCUGGGCCAGGAGCUCUCCCUGCCCUGGGGCAUCCAGAGUUUGCCACACAAAAGCCAUCUGGAGAGCUCGAUUCCAUAGGAAUUGUUUAAGUGCCAAUCCCUGCUUGGCCUCGCUGGCAAUAAGAGCUCUGCUGGGCUGAGCCACUCUGGCACCUGCAAGCUCUGGGGUCAGAACCCUCUGGGCUUUGCCUUUGCCAUCCCUGCACCAGCAGGAGCUGGGGCAGCAGAGGAGCUGGAGGCUGCUCCUGCACUGUCUCAAAGGUUUUCUCACCUGGCUUCUAAAUAAGAGACUUGGUGCCAUGAGCUGAGAGCAGGCUCCGUGCACCUGGGGAGGGUUUGUUGCUGUUGCAGGAAAGGAUUUUAAAUGCAGAGGUUGAUCUGAAGGGGACUUUGUCAUUUCAGUCAAAUCCAUGUUUACAGCAGGGGACACUGCUGCUCCCUGAACUUCCCUUUCCUCCAAGCCAUGCUUUCUGAUUCAUUUGACUGGGUAAUGAAUUGCAAUGUCCUCCUUUAAUCAGGAAUUCUGUUCCAAGGGCUUUGUUUUGUACCUGUAUCACUUCGAUUGUGACAUCUUUGGUCUCCCUUCCUAAAGUAACUUACAUCCUGCUGGGCUGUGACUUUGAGGGACAACUCCCAGCCUCUGCCCUGCCGAGGAGCCAUCCAGCAGGGGCUGUGUCAAGCAGGAGCCCCACACCUCAGACCUACAUCAAGACGUUUUGUUCUAGCAGUGACAUCAGAGCAGCUGUGGCUGUGGCAGGGGAGGGCACAGGCUGCUCGGUGAAGCUCUGAGUUCUCUGUUUCAGAGGCAGUGGUCCCCAGUUUCAGCUGCUCCCAUCUCUGUGCUGGUAAUAAAUUAAUGCCAGGUACUUGUUGCAGAGGGCUGCAGACAGGGCCCAUCUCUGCUGCCUGGCUCUCAGGCAGUUAAUUUCCUCUAUUCUCUGCUCAUUUGGUCUGGCAGAGAAGCUGGGAGGCUGUGGAGCAGCCCUGGCAGAUAACGAACACACUUUGAAAGGGAGCAAAGCAAUUCAGUGCGAGCUUCAAAGGUGCAGAGGAGUGGAUUGGCUUCUUUUAAUGCUUCCAUAUGUUUAUGGGAAGGGUUAGUAACAAACGGGAGGUUCCUUGCUUCCCUGUUUGUGGGAUAUCAUUAAUCCUCUUGAUUCCAGAAUCCCAGCAUGGUGGAGGUUGGAAGGGACCUCUGGAGCUCAUCCAGUCCAACCCCCCUGCUCCAGCAGGGCACCUGCAGCAGUUUGCCCGGGAGCACAAUGGCCAGGGAGGGUUGGAAGCUCUGCAGAGAAAGAGACUCCACAGCCUCUCUGGGCAGCCUGCUGCAGGCCUCCAGCACCCUCACACCAAAGAAGUUUCUCCUCUUGGCCAGAUGGAGCCUCCUGGCUUCCAGUUUGUGCCCAUUGCCCCUUGUGCUGUCCCUGGGCACCACUGAGCAGAGUCUGGCUCCAUCCUCUUGCCCCCCAGCCUUCAGCUCCUGCUGAGCACUGAUCAUAUCCCCUCUGGGGCUGCUCUUCUGCAGGCUCUCAGCCCCAGGGCUUUCAGCCUUUGCUCCUCACAGAGCUGCUCCAGGCCCCUCAGCAGCUUCUCAGCCUCCACUGGACCCUCUCCAGUAGUUCCCUGAUCUCUUGAACUGGGGAGCCCAGAAGUGGAUCCAGCACUCCAGAUGUGCCUCAGCUGAGUGUCAGGCAUCAGCAGUCUGUCAUCCUCAGGCCUCACUAUUCCUCCUUGUUUAGUUUACUCUUUCCUCCCAAGAGCAUUUGGAUGGCAGCAGCUGAUUUGGGUGUGCCGAGCCUGCAGCCGCGGUGCUGAUGAGCCCCUGCUGAAGGAGCUGUGCCUUGACCAUGGCUGGCAUCUCUGCGUGAGGGAACUGUGCUCUGUCACUUGCAGCUCCUGAGGUAGGUGAGGGGGUGGGGGGAGAGUGAUCCCUGAGUUGCUGAGAAGGCCUCCUGGAUGUCACUUCUGUCAGCCCAGCAGAACUGUGCUUCCCGUCUGUGCUCCUGGUGGGGGCUGUGUGGAGGAGCAGACACAAAGCCAUGCUGGGACUCUGCUCACCAGGGCAGCUGUUGCCUGCCCGGUACCUGCAUUCCCAUUCCCUGGUGCUGCCAAGGGGAACUGGGGAAGGUUUCCAGCUCCCUUCCCUGGGCAGUGCUGUGCAUCCCCUCUCUUUGUUACUGGAAUGUUCUUUUUAUAACAACCUGAGGAACUCUUUUUCAUACCCUUGGCUGGGAGUGCUCCACCUGUUCUAAAUUUAGCAGAGCCUGGCUCAAAUGUUUGUGGCCAUAUCCAUAUGGAUAAUAAAGUUUGGUUCACCCCUGUGAAA
Pogoniulus pusillus (Red-fronted tinkerbird) is the source of this 5278-nucleotide messenger RNA. It is a transcript of the gene KLHL26, whose product is annotated as kelch like family member 26. Gene Ontology annotation, molecular function: protein binding. Lineage: Eukaryota; Metazoa; Chordata; Aves; Piciformes; Lybiidae. The transcript has 3 exons. Bases 442 to 2253 code for a protein of 603 amino acids. The record is from RefSeq and is a predicted model, not a curated record.